This is a messenger RNA of Drosophila teissieri, 395 nucleotides long. RefSeq lists its product as uncharacterized. The transcript is spliced from 2 exons. Lineage: Eukaryota; Metazoa; Arthropoda; Insecta; Diptera; Drosophilidae. Bases 77 to 289 code for a protein of 70 amino acids. The record is from RefSeq and is a predicted model, not a curated record.
UCAAUUCACCAUUUCGUUGUUUUAAUAUACCCCCAAAAACCACUAUUGUAUACUGAAUAAAAUAAAAAUAAACAAAAUGUUUAAGGAGCUUGUACUGUGGAUGCAUCGUCUGGCCCACGACUUUUGUUUGGCCCGCCCAAUUGCACCGAUACCUCGACAUGGCUGUCGUGUGCCAGUUAAGAAUGGAUUCUUCGCCAACUUGAUUUUCUUUGUGGCCAUUGUGACGCCGCUGUACUUUUGCCUGCUGAAGGACGUGAUCGCCAUGAUCACUAAGCCCAAGAAGCCCUAAUCUUCGCCAGAACCCUUUCCCUUUUUAAGUCAUAGUUUGGUCAGUCAAUGUAGUGUAGCUAGUUGAAAUCCGCACCCAAUCAAUACAGUUUGUGGCAUCGUCUCAA